Molecule: messenger RNA, 4356 nt
Organism: Pipistrellus nathusii (Nathusius's pipistrelle)
Lineage: Eukaryota; Metazoa; Chordata; Mammalia; Chiroptera; Vespertilionidae
Source: the annotation of a GenBank genome assembly
AUGAGACUUGGGAUUGGCCUGGCGACUUUGGCCGGACUUUUGCUGACUGCCGCCGGGGAGGCGUUUUCAGGAGGUUGCCUCUUUGAUGAGCCAUAUAGCACGUGUGGAUAUAAGCAAGCUGACGAUGAUGACUUCAAUUGGGAGCAAGUGAACACCUUGACCAAACCAACUUCUGAUCCAUGGAUGCCAUCAGGUUCUUUCAUGUUGGUGAACACAUCUGGCAGACCUGAGGGGCAGAGAGCCCACCUCCUUUUACCGCAGCUCAAAGAAAACGAUACCCACUGCAUUGAUUUUCACUAUUUCGUGUCCAGCAAGAGUAACUCUGCUCCUGGGUUCCUCAAUGUCUACGUGAAGGUCAACAACGGGCCUUUGGGGAACCCGAUCUGGAAUAUAUCCGGAGAGCCGACACGCACAUGGAAUAGGGCAGAACUGGCCAUUAGUACUUUUUGGCCUAACUUUUAUCAGGUGGUUUUUGAAGUAUUAACUUCUGGACAUCAAGGCUACCUCGCUAUUGAUGAAGUGAAGGUGUUAGGACAUCCAUGUACCAGAACCCCCCACUUCCUGAGGAUUCAGAACGUGGAAGUGAAUGCCGGCCAGUUUGCCACGUUCCAGUGCAGUGCCAUCGGCAGGACCAUGGCAGGGGACAGGCUCUGGUUGCAGGGCAUUGAUGUACGAGAUGCUCCUCUGAAGGAAAUAAAGGUGACCAGCGCCCGACGAUUCAUAGCUUCCUUUAACGUUGUGAAUACGACAAAACGAGAUGCCGGAAAGUACCGCUGCCUGAUUCGCACAGAAGGAGGUGUCGGCCUAUCAAACUAUGCUGAAUUGGUAGUUAAAGAACCACCAGUUCCAAUUGCUCCACCUCAGCUGGCCUCAGUGGGGGCAACCUACCUGUGGAUACAACUCAAUGCCAACUCCAUCAAUGGGGAUGGGCCCAUCAUUGCCCGAGAGGUGGAAUACUGCACGGCAAGUGGGAGCUGGAAUGACCGGCAGCCAGUGGACUCCCCGAGUUAUAAGAUUGGGCACCUGGACCCAGAUACAGAGUACGAGAUCAGCGUGCUCCUCACCAGGCCAGGGGAGGGUGGCACUGGAUCUCCUGGGCCAGCCCUCAGAACGAGAACCAAGUGUGCUGAUCCCAUGCGAGGCCCAAGGAAACUGGAAGUGGUAGAAGUCAAAUCUCGACAAAUAACUAUCCGCUGGGAGCCAUUUGGAUAUAAUGUGACUCGUUGCCAUAGUUACAAUCUCACAGUCCACUACUGUUACCAAGUAGGAGGACAAGAACAGGUGCGAGAAGAAGUAAGCUGGGACACAGAUAAUUCACACCCUCAGCAUACGAUCACUAACCUCUCACCAUACACCAAUGUUAGUGUGAAACUCAUCCUCAUGAAUCCGGAAGGAAGAAAGGAAAGUCAAGAACUCAUAGUGCAGACGGAUGAAGAUCUGCCAGGUGCUGUUCCUACUGAAUCCAUUCAAGGAAGUACCUUUGAAGAGAAGAUAUUUCUUCAAUGGCGAGAACCAAUUCAAACAUAUGGUGUCAUCACUUUAUAUGAGAUUACUUACAAAGCAGUCAGUUCCUUUGACCCGGAAAUAGACUUAUCCAAUCAAAGUGGCAGAGUUUCAAAACUGGGAAAUGAAACCCAUUUCCUGUUUUUUGGACUUUAUCCUGGGACAACGUACUCCUUCACCAUCCGAGCUAGCACCGCUAAGGGUUUUGGACCUCCAGCAACAAAUCAGUUUACCACUAGAAUAUCAGCACCCUCUAUGCCGGCUUAUGAACUUGAGACCCCUUUGAAUCAAACUGACAACACAGUGACAGUCAUGCUGAAACCUGCACACAGCAGAGGCGCGCCUGUCAGUGUCUACCAAAUAGUUGUUGAGGAAGAACGUUCUCGAAGAACUAAAAAGACAACAGAGAUCUUAAAGUGCUACCCAGUGCCAAUUCACUUCCAGAACGCUUCUAUCCUGAACUCACAGUACUACUUUGCUGCAGAAUUCCCAGCAAACAGCCUGCAGGCAGCUCAGCCUUUUACAAUUGGUGAUAACAAGACAUACAACGGAUACUGGAACACACCUCUUCUCCCCCAUAAAAGCUACAGAAUUUACUUCCAAGCUGCUAGCAGAGCCAACGGGGAAACCAAAAUAGACUGUGUUCGAGUGGCCACAAAAGGAGCUGCUACUCCAAAACCUGUCCCAGAACCUGAGGAACCAACAGACCAUACAGUUAAAAUUGCUGGAGUCAUUGCUGGCAUCUUGCUGUUUGUUAUUAUAUUUCUUGGAGUUGUGUUGGUAAUGAAGAAAAGGAAACUGGCCAAGAAGCGGAAGGAGACAAUGAGCAGCACGCGACAGGAGAUGACCGUGAUGGUGAACUCCAUGGACAAGAGCUAUGCUGAGCAAGGCACAAACUGCGACGAGGCCUUCUCCUUCAUGGACACCCACAAUCUGAACGGGAGGUCUGUGUCUUCGCCAUCGUCCUUUACAAUGAAGACAAACACACUGAGCACGUCGGUGCCUAAUUCCUAUUACCCAGACGAGACCCACACGAUGGCCAGUGACACCAGCAGCUUGGUGCAGUCGCACACGUACAAGAAGCGCGAGACCGCCGAAGUGCCCUACCAGACGGGGCAGCUGCACCCCGCCAUCCGCGUAGCAGACCUGCUCCAACACAUCACGCAGAUGAAGUGUGCCGAGGGCUACGGCUUCAAGGAAGAAUACGAGAGCUUCUUUGAAGGGCAGUCAGCGCCAUGGGACUCUGCUAAGAAGGAUGAGAACAGAAUGAAGAACAGAUAUGGGAAUAUCAUUGCAUAUGAUCAUUCCAGGGUGAGGCUGCAGACCUUAGAAGGAGACAACAACUCAGACUACAUCAAUGGGAAUUAUAUCGAUGGCUAUCAUCGACCCAAUCAUUAUAUUGCUACCCAAGGACCCAUGCAAGAGACCAUCUACGACUUCUGGAGGAUGGUGUGGCAUGAAAACACGGCGAGCAUAAUAAUGGUGACCAACCUCGUGGAAGUGGGCAGGGUCAAAUGCUGCAAAUACUGGCCAGAUGAUACAGAGAUAUAUAAAGAUAUUAAAGUCACCUUAAUAGAAACAGAACUACUGGCAGAAUAUGUAAUAAGAACAUUUGCUGUUGAAAAGAGGGGUGUUCAUGAAAUCCGAGAGAUCAGACAGUUUCACUUCACUGGCUGGCCCGAUCACGGGGUCCCUUACCAUGCCACAGGGCUGCUGGGAUUCGUCCGGCAGGUCAAAUCGAAGAGCCCGCCCAACUCAGGCCCGUUGGUGGUGCACUGCAGUGCUGGUGCUGGGAGGACCGGCUGUUUCAUCGUUAUCGACAUCAUGUUGGACAUGGCGGAAAGGGAAGGCGUGGUGGACAUCUAUAACUGUGUCCGGGAGCUGCGGUCGCGGAGAGUGAACAUGGUGCAAACGGAGGAACAAUAUGUGUUUAUCCAUGACGCCAUCCUAGAAGCCUGUCUCUGUGGAGACACCUCCAUCCCUGCUUCCCAAGUUCGGUCUCUGUAUUAUGACAUGAACAAACUGGACCCACAGACAAAUUCAAGCCAGAUUAAGGAGGAGUUCCGGACCCUGAACAUGGUCACGCCAACUCUGCGUGUGGAAGACUGUAGCAUCGCGCUUCUGCCCCGGAACCAUGAGAAAAACCGGUGCAUGGACGUCCUGCCUCCGGACCGCUGCCUGCCUUUCCUCAUCACCAUCGACGGGGAGAGCAGCAACUACAUCAACGCCGCUCUCAUGGAUAGCUAUAAACAGCCUUCCGCUUUUAUAGUCACCCAGCAUCCUUUGCCAAACACAGUGAAAGACUUCUGGAGGCUGGUCCUGGAUUAUCACUGCACAUCUGUAGUUAUGCUGAAUGAUGUGGAUCCGGCCCAGUUGUGUCCACAGUACUGGCCAGAGAACGGAGUUCACAGACAUGGCCCAAUCCAAGUGGAAUUCGUUUCUGCUGAUUUAGAAGAAGACAUCAUCAGCAGGAUAUUCCGUAUUUAUAAUGCAUCCAGACCCCAAGAUGGAUAUCGGAUGGUGCAGCAAUUCCAGUUCCUUGGCUGGCCGAUGUACAGAGACACGCCGGUGUCCAAGCGCUCCUUCUUGAAGCUCAUUCGCCAAGUGGACAAGUGGCAGGAGGAAUACAAUGGCGGGGAAGGCCGCACGGUUGUGCACUGCCUGAACGGGGGCGGCCGCAGCGGGACCUUCUGCGCCAUCAGCAUCGUGUGCGAGAUGCUGCGGCACCAGCGCACCGUGGACGUGUUCCACGCCGUGAAGACGCUGCGGAACAACAAGCCCAACAUGGUGGACCUGCUGGACCAGUACAAGUUCUGCUACGAGGUGGCCCUGGAAUACUUGAAUUCUGGCUGA